Messenger RNA from Trematomus bernacchii (emerald rockcod), 1910 nucleotides. RefSeq lists its product as uncharacterized. The transcript is spliced from 4 exons. NCBI's taxonomy places the organism in Eukaryota, Metazoa, Chordata, Actinopteri, Perciformes, Nototheniidae. Bases 226 to 1437 code for a protein of 403 amino acids. The record is from RefSeq and is a predicted model, not a curated record.
CACGACACAGGAAGCAAACCUGCUAGUGUUGUAUUGCUGAUUCAACGUUAGCUAAAGACACUUCUGUAUUGUUGACGCUUGUUUACACCACGGGAAAGCCUUUAAAUCUAGUUUUGAAUGGGACUUUAUUACUUUUAAGCAACGUUUGUGCGCGGUGUCUCAUCGAGCUCAGCGUCUGAUCCUCUUUGACGCUCUCCUAACAGCUUUGCUAACCUGAUAGUGAAGAUGAAUUUGGUCAAAAACAAGACUAUGCACCCACACAUGCUCGAUGAUGAAGCUCUUGUGGUGGAAAACGCCAUCAGGCUGGCAGUGGACUCGAUAAUAAACGUGCUAUACGGUGUUAACAGCGCCAGGUCUCGGGAGUACCAGCGGACGGUGGCCGACAGGGACAAACAGAUCGAGCAGCUGCAGGGCAGGCUGACGGAGGUCGAGCAGGAGCUGCAGGGGCUUCAAACACCCGGAUGCACCUGCGGGGGGUUUGGAAAAGGGCACAGCCUCCUGGGAUCUCAGACCUCCGGUGAACCACAGAGCUGCAGCCACCCUCAGAGGAGAGCAGAGCAGCCGGAGUGUGACAUAUUGGGUCUUUUUGCCAGACCCCCCUCACACGUGUCCUCCCAAAGCCACGAGUCGGCUCUUCCAUCUUCCCCCAGCAGAGUGGGUCUGGACCAGUCCUGCACAUCCCACUCCUCCGAGACCUCAGGUGUCUUCGACGAAGCCAGGAAUCUGCCUACAUCUCCCAGCAGCCUCGUCAUCAAAGAGGAGCCGUGUGAUAUCGACACAGUUUUAAUAAACUGGGAAAUUAGUGACGAGAGAUUCGAGGAGCAUCAGGAGAGCACAGGCAGUCAGUGUCACGACAAUGAGAGCCCAAAUGAAAAAGACACAAUGGAGAACACAGAAAGAAGAACGUUUGGGGAGAGACCUCAUGAAGAUCCAGGAGGACAUUACAACCCUCACGAAGAAGACCUCAGGAACAGAAAUCAGGGCGUGCCAACAUCUGAGCGGGAGGAGGAGGCUCAGAGACUGAAGAGAGCCGCCUGGAGAGCAGCUUCCAAACGCUACUAUGCCCGAAAAGUAGCCCGCCAGCAGGCAAACCCCUCACGCUCAGGCCCCUUCCCCCCACGGUCCAACUUCCUCCCUUCACGGUCAGCCCCUUUCCCCCAAAGGUCUGGCCCCUUCGUCCACAUUACCGAUAACCGGUUUUCCCAGCCGAUCUCUUUUGUCGAAGAGGGAAGGAGGUCGCAGACUGAAGAGUCUCAGUCGCUGCAGAGGGAGGCGUGGAGCGCCUCGUCCAGGAGGUACUAUGCCCGAAAAAAUGCUGACCACCAGACGGAGCCCACACAGUACCCUCACCUCCAGAACAUGGAGCCGUCCAGAGAAACACUGGGAGCCAGCAGUGGAGGGUCCCACUCUAACAGUGGAGGCAUCAUGUGCAGCUGAGAGACAGUGAAGCUGUUGAUACCUUUUCUAUGAUCUAAAUAUUGAUUUAAUUCUGUAAAGUAAAAAUACUAUUUUUGACGGUUUGUACUGAUGUUGAUAUUGGGUCUCAGGUCUUCUGAUAUGAUUCAAAUAGUAUGCACCCUAAUGUUUGAAAUCAUUAAUUUGUGUUUUUCUUCAUAGUUGAAUUCUGCUACUAACCCUCAAAUCAACUGUGCAUUUAUGUCACUUUGAUUCAAAUUGAUCACCCUUUUAUUAUUUUCUUCAUUAUAACAUGCCUGUGGGGAAGUAUGACUGCAAGUGAUUACAUUUAUAUAUUCUGGGGCGAUAUAAAGCUUUUUAUAAGUAGUACUCAUGUAACAGCAUCUGCAUUAAUAUAGCGCCCCUGGAGUCAAACAUAUGUAACUGCAAUGAAGGUAGUGCUCAAAUUAUGUGCUCAAAAUCUCUGUGUAAAUAAAAAAUAACAAAUACUGGAA